Messenger RNA from Paramecium primaurelia, 1514 nucleotides. The record is from the annotation of a GenBank genome assembly. NCBI's taxonomy places the organism in Eukaryota, Ciliophora, Oligohymenophorea, Peniculida, Parameciidae.
AUGAAUAAAGCUUAAAUUGUUCCUCAAAAAGAAUAGAUCAAUGGUCUAACUUUGAGCUUCAAAAAUCUAAAUUAUAUAGUAAAUCAAGACAAAAAUAAUCAAACCUAAGGUAGAAUCAUACUAAACAAUAUAUCUGGAAUUUGUCCUCCUGGAAAAGUUACUGCAAUACUUGGAGCUUCAGGAGCAGGAAAAACUUCAUUACUUAAUAUCUUAGCUUAAAGAAUUUCUACUAAAAGCAAUGUUUAAAUAACAGGAGAUAUCUUAGCUAAUGGAAAUCAUUAUGAUAGUGAAAAAUUUGCUAGGUUUUCUGGUUAUGUGAUGUAGAAUGAUAUUCUCUUUGCCACAUUAACAGUUAAAGAAACAUUAGAAUUUGUUGCAAAUCUCAAAUAUACUAAUGAAAAUGAAAAAAUAUCAAGAGUUAAUUAUGCUCUCAAAACUUUAAAAUUAGAAAAAUGUUAAAAUACUCUUGUAAUUAAUUGUAAUUUUAUUAUAGAUUGGUAAUGAGUUGCUUAAAGGCAUUUCUGGAGGAGAGAGAAAAAGAACAUCAAUAGGAGUUGAAUUAGUGAGAGAUCCAUAAUGUAUAUUAUUAGAUGAACCAACAUCUGGAUUAGAUUCUUUUACUGCUUUUGUUAUAAUGUAAUAUAAUAAAAAUUUAUUAUUUAGAAAUCUAUUAAAAAAAUUAUCAGUUGUUUCUAAAAGAACUAUCAUUUUUACCAUACAUUAACCAAGUUCUGAUAUUUAUUUAUUAUUUGAUCAAAUAUUUUUACUUGCAAAAGGUAGAUUCGUUUAUUAAGGUCCUAAAGAAAAAAUGAUUGAUUAUUUUUAAUCAAUUGGUUUUGAAUGUCCCAAAAAAGCUAAUCCAUUGGACUAUUUCAUCUCAAUUAUGUAGAAUGAAGAAAAUAGAUAAUCAGAUAUUUAAAAUUUAUUUAAAGGAUAUGAUAAUUAAAUUUAAUCUUAAAUUGAUGAAUAAUUAUCUAGAAUAUAACUUAAAAAUAUCGAAAAUGAAGAAUUUUAAGCUAAUUUUUAAUAAUAAGUGGUUUAGAUAUUAAAAAGAGGUAUCCUAAAUGUAAAAAGGGAUAAAAUAUUAGUAAGAAGUAGAAUUGUAAUGGCUGUGUUUCUUGGAUUAUUAGUUGGAGGUAUAUUUUGGGGUGCUGCAAAUGAGCCUGGAUUUAAGGGUACUUAAAGUACAACAGGAGGACUUUUCUUUCUUGUUAUGAGUAGUUUUAUGACAGCAUUAAAUCCUGUUAUAGUUCAGUUUCCACAAGAAAGAGAUGUAUUUUUAAGAGAAGAAAAUUCAAAACUUUAUUCAACAUUUGCAUACUUUGUCGGAAAGAGUUCUAUAGAAAUACCAUUUUUAAUUAUCUUUCCUAUUAUCUAAUAAUUAAUAUGUUAUUGGAUGAUAGACUUAAAUGAUUAAACUGCUAGUAUCGUUUUAAUUAAUAUUCUUGUAUGUAUAUUGUUAGGAUUAAGUGGAAAUAGUAUGGGUAAUAUUAUAUAUUAAUUCAUAGGAUUGA